Molecule: messenger RNA, 2665 nt
Organism: Aspergillus aculeatinus CBS 121060
Lineage: Eukaryota; Fungi; Ascomycota; Eurotiomycetes; Eurotiales; Aspergillaceae
Gene: rfeF
Product: putative transcription factor RfeF
Exons: 7
Coding region: 130-2340 (736 amino acids)
Source: RefSeq, a predicted model, not a curated record
AUUAUAUCAAACAGCCAGCUGCAGGGUCAACAACCUUUCCCUUUCUUCCUCUCAUCACCACCACUUUCCUCUCGGGGACCCCAGAACCAAAGUCAGAUAUUAAUAUCGGAGUAACCCAUCAAAUUCAUUAUGGGGUUUGCAUCGAAGAUCGCCAACGGUAUGAACCGCCCAGCCGACGGGAAUACCAACAAGCCUGGUGGUGGUGUGUAUGGAGGAGCACCACCCACUGGCUACACUGGAGGACCUCCAAGCUCACUGCAGCCUGGAGGAGCACCCGGUGGAUAUCAACCACAGCAAAAUCCUCAGCAGCAACAGGGUCAGCAGUAUCAGGCUUACUCAGGCUCGCCUGCUCCCGCUGGUGGUCCGCAAUCACCAUCAAAUGAACGAGAGCCUGGAAACGACUCCACCAUCUUCCUAAAUUAUCCUCUUGUUCUCUGUGCCCCUCUUAUCCUUAUUUCCACUCGACCGUGGCCCGCUCUCUACCUUCUUCCAACCUUCAUAUUCUUCCUGCUCGCCGUCGUCCGGGCACUCGGGCGCAACUUGUCGACCAUGUCUCGGCCUUACUAUGACCCUUACGGUCACCCCUCUCAGCUCCGUCCUGGAUCAACCCAACCUCCUCAGUCUCCUUAUCCAACCUCACCGUCGGGACAAUAUCAGGCAUAUGGAGCUCCAUCACUUCCUCCCAACAAGCCGGCUCACACGCCUUCACCUGGCCCUCAGUCGCCCUAUCCUGGAGCACAACCUCCUUAUCAGACAAGCCAAUCGCCCUACCCCGGUUCCCCGCCCGCGUAUUCUGCACCGGCCAAUCCAUCGCCGUCUCCGGCUCCUCAGGCUUACGGCCAGGCUUAUUCACAAGCACCAUAUGGUGUACCCGCGCCUCCUGCCCAAGGCUACGUGCAACCGUCACCUUAUAGCACGCGGGACCAGCCGUAUGGACAGUAUACUCAGCCACAGCAAGGCUAUGGCCGGCCCCCGCCUCCCCCACCCCAGGGUCAGCCCUACGGAUCAGCCACCCCCCAGUACUCUCAACCUCCUACAGCUCAAGGUCAACCUUACCCUCCUCAAAAUGCGCCUUACUCUGGCGGACCCGUUCGUCCUCCCCAGCAGGGUGGGCCUCCCGGAGCUGCGUACGGUCCCUCGGGGGGUGCCCCUCCUCCGGCUCGUGCCACGGACCAGCAGAUCGCCGCCUACCGACAGCUGUUGAUUGGCACUAUUCAAGAGAAACGCCUUCAAAGCUUCUAUCCUCCUGAAAGACUUGAUAAGCUCGUUCAGGCUCUGUCCAACGAUGCACCCUUCAAGGUGAAUAAGCUGAUUCAUGAGCUUAAUAUCCCAACCGAAGUGGCUAUGGAUAUCAUGAAAUUGGCUCUCUUUGAUGUUAUCUUAUACGUGGAUGACAGUGGCUCCAUGGAAUUUGAAGAACGAGGUGUGAGAAAGGAACAACUGCGUUCGACCAUCGAGGUCGUUGCUUCGGCUGCUUCCACUUUUGAUGAUGAUGGUAUCUCGGUGCGGUUCAUGAACUCACCUGAGCAAGGCGAUGGCAUUCGCAACGCAGACGAUGUUAGCCGCCUCGUUUCGCGAGUCCGCUUCCAGGGUCUUACACCAUUGGGUACAAGUCUACGCAACAAAGUCCUGGACCCUAUGGUGGUGGCUCCGGCCAGAGCUGGUCGACUCCAGAAACCUGUUCUGAUCAUCACCAUUACCGAUGGACAGCCAGCCGGUGAGCCUCUGGACAGUGUGUCGAACGCCAUUGGCUAUGCUGUCAACGAAGUUUCUCGUACUCAGUAUGGACAGGGGGCCGUUUCCUUCCAGUUUUCCCAGGUCGGAAACGACACCAAGGCCCGGGAUUUCCUCGCUUCUCUGGACGAAGAUCCUCGAAUCGGCUCCUUGAUUGAUUGCACCUCAAACUUCGAGGUUGAGCAAGAUGAAAUGUCACGGGCCAAUCCCCCAGUGCAUCUGACUCGCGAACUCUGGUGUGCCAAACUGAUGCUCGGUGCUAUUGACUCUUCAUACGACACCAAAGAUGAAAAGGCCGCCGGGCGUAGUGGUGCUCCGCCACCCGGACCUCCAGGUGGUCAGUACGGUGGUUAUAACUACAACCAGCCUCCCGCCCAGAAUUACAACCAGCCGCCUCCCGGACAGUACGGCUCAGGACCUGGAUACAAUCAGGCACCAUACCCGCCCAGCCAAGGUCAGGGUCAAGGUCCCCCUCAGGGCUACGGUCAAGGCUAUGGUGGCGGCUACGGCGCUUCCUCUCCGCAUCCCAACCAACCUGGGUAUGGACAGUCGCCUGGUGGGGCUACACGAGGCUACCCUGGCUACGGAGCGCCUCCCCGCUACUAGACAGAAGGUAGCAUACUGUUGAAGAUGGGGGCGAACCGAACUGGUUUCGUCUAGGAAUCGCUUUAAGUCUGUAGCCAUUGCUUUUCUUGCAUUAUUAUGAGCACCGUUAUGUCAUGAGGACGACCGCAUAAAAUUGGCACAAAUGCAAAUGACUAAGGAUUCUGUCUCUGUGUGAUUGCAACACCAUGUAAUAUCUCCUAGUCGGUGUAGCACAAGACAAUAGCAUAUCGACGCUCACGGCGUUCUUGUUUCAGAUGUUUGACAUACUCGCACAACUGAUAGUCUAGGCCAAGCACGACCUCAGAUGCUGGUGAUAUGACGUCAU